GUUACCUUGACAGGUGUGCAGCUCGACAUGUUCUGGCUCUGACACCGUCCCGGCGGCUCAGUACGCGGCUGGCUGGCUGCCUCGCGCUCCGGGCAGGUGUUUAAUCUUCACGUUAUCCGCCCUCGCGAUGUCGUCGUCGUUGAUGAUGAUGAUGAUGAUGAUGAUGAUGAUGCCGCCGUGUGCAGCGCGUGCCUCUGAUCCCGGUGACCGGUCGAUGCUGUAGAUCCAUCAUCGCAUGUGCAGAGAGGGAAGUUUUCCACCGGAGACCUGAGCAGGGAGGCGGAUACAUCGCACGGCGGAUUCCACGCUGCACGACAACUGAUGACAAAUUAAACCUGAUGACUAUUAGUACCUGACACCGCUCUCUGUCCUUCUGGAGGACUGCAGGGUGGAUGUAAGAAGCGGACUGACCAUGACCACAGCAGACAUGAUACUGUGAGGCCCCUGCAUGAGGCAGCCUGGACUGACAUGAUGGAGGAGGCUGCCAGUCAGCUCGAAAGAGACCAUGUGCACAGCGUCUAUGACAAGAUUGCUCCAUAUUUCAACGACAGCCGCUAUAAAGCCUGGCCGAAGGUACGCCAGUUCCUGCUGGACCUGCAGCCGGGGAGCAUCGUCGCUGACAUUGGUUGUGGCAAUGGCAAGUAUCUCCACAUCAACAAGGAGGUGUUCAAGCUGGGCUGCGAUGUCUGUCGCCCUCUGGUGGACUUUGCCUGGAGCCAAGGACACGAGGUCCAGAUGUGCGACGGGCUGCAUUUGCCUUACAGAGACAGCUGCUUCGACGCCGUGCUCUCUAUUGCAGUCAUCCAUCAUUUGUCCACCAAAGAGCGUCGCAUUCGAGCAAUAAAAGAGAUGGCUCGCACCCUGCGAGUGGGCGGACGCAUCAUGAUCUACGUGUGGGCCAUGGAGCAGAAACGUCGUAAAUUUGAGAAGCAGGACAUUUUCGUUCCCUGGAACCCCAACCCUCAGUCGCCCUCAGGCUUGAAUGGGGAGCAUGCAAAACCCAGACGGAGGCCCGCAGCUCAGAGUGUGAGCGAAGCCAUAGACAACACUGACAAGCACAGGAAGGUUAGAAGCACAUCCUCUGUGGCAGACGAAGAAGAUCUGGCCAUCACCACGCCACAGCAGAGGACACAGAAACUGUGGUUCUUCUCCAGGUCUCUGGAUUCUGUGUUCGACUUUGGAAGCUUAGCCAUCUCCCGGUCAUCCUCCAGAGACCUGAGCACUUUAUCUUCACCCACAGGGGAAAUCGAGGGGAACAAGUCCAGCCAGCGUGGGAGAGGACGAGGCCUCAUCAAGCAGGUCUCAAGCUUCUUUUCCCCGCCGUCUGUUAUCGGAUCAGAGGAGGAUGUCUUUGACUCAGUCACAGACCUGCACAAGGGACAAAAUGACCCCGGAGGCAACAACAACAGUAACACCACCAACAACAACAACGGCACAGAAAACCAGAGCGUCUCAGUAUCUUUAACCGAGGAGUGUGGCUCCCUGGCCCUGCCAGAUCUGGUCCCUUUCCAGAAGGAGCACCUGAAGCAGUCUGGAGAUGAAAGUGAAGGCGAGUCGCAGGGAAAAGCGCAGCAGCAAAGCACAAGAAGUCCUCAGGGGAGCAAGGAGCAGGUGGAGGGCUCCUGCCUGAGGUACUAUCAUGUCUUCAGGGAGGGAGAACUGGCAGAGCUGAUAGAGAAUCAUGUUGAGGAGCUUCAUGUCAAACACACUUACUUUGACCAUGCCAACUGGUGUGUGGUGGCAGAGAAAGUUCAGUUAUGGAAAAUAUGAUUUUUAACUUGUUUUUAUUUUUGCAUUAACUCUGCCUCAAGUUCUGGCACUGAAUCACACAUUUGAUGAUUAUUACACUCCUGUAUAAACAUACAGAUGUAGCCAUUGUUGACUAUGAUGGUGUUCGACAAUGGCUAUCACUGUAUACUAUACCAUCUUUUUAAAGUAUUUAUUCUAUUUCAAUACAUGAAACCAACAAGCAUCAUCCAGAUAUCCAUUGUGUGUUUAUUCUUAGUGUUGAGAAUUUUGUUUUUUAUUAUCAAACCACAGCGAGCUUCAGUGCUGCUACUGAUGUUAAGUCUUUUGUCUGCAGAGACAUGGUGCACUGUUCUUCUCUUUGGACUUUUAAUAUUAGCCAAAGAGGAAUUUGUGAGAUUACAGUAUACUUUUCCAUCUGCUCUUAAAUGGUUUAGUACAUUGCUCACAAUGGAAAAUUCUUACUUUUAAUUAUUGUUUUUUUGUCUGCCUGUUUUUACAACCGCACGUUCUUGAAGCAAGCAUCUGUGACGGACUUCUUAAACUGCUCAUAUGUAAUCUAUCAUAACACUGAAAAGUUGUGCAGAAUAUCUUCCAAAACAUUUGUGCAUUUGCUUGUUGUGUUUCAAAGAACGUGUUGCCCAGUUUGUAUGCGUGUGUGUGUGCGUGCUUGGUGUCUGUAAUAGUUGUAUACUGUCUCGUCUUGUUGACGUAACAAGCUGAACCGUACCACUGGUAUGUUUCGGGAGAAAAUCGACUGCCUCAUAUACUGUGAAUAAACAUUGCACUGUACCACUAAUAUGUUGCUGCUUGAGG
Molecule: messenger RNA, 2562 nt
Organism: Larimichthys crocea (large yellow croaker)
Lineage: Eukaryota; Metazoa; Chordata; Actinopteri; Sciaenidae
Gene: trmt9b
Product: tRNA methyltransferase 9B
Exons: 5
Coding region: 469-1770 (433 amino acids)
Biological process (GO): tRNA wobble uridine modification; tRNA methylation
Cellular component (GO): cytoplasm; nucleus
Molecular function (GO): tRNA binding; tRNA (5-carboxymethyluridine(34)-5-O)-methyltransferase activity; S-adenosylmethionine-dependent methyltransferase activity
Source: RefSeq, a predicted model, not a curated record